This is a messenger RNA of Capsicum annuum, 4537 nucleotides long. Its product is annotated as putative late blight resistance protein homolog R1A-3. NCBI's taxonomy places the organism in Eukaryota, Viridiplantae, Streptophyta, Magnoliopsida, Solanales, Solanaceae. Gene Ontology annotation, molecular function: ADP binding. The record is from RefSeq and is a predicted model, not a curated record. Gene Ontology annotation, biological process: defense response to other organism.
AAUGCUGUCGACAUAGCGGAUCAAAUUGAAGAGCUGAAAUCGGUGCUGGCAUUUAUUUGUACGUACAUCCAGCUUCCUUAUUCUGAUUUGGAAGAGUUUGAAGAUAUAAUGAGUGCUGCAAGACAAAGGGUUGAGAAUUUGCUUCGACCAAUUUUGGAUGAUGUUGACAGUGACGUCGGGUGUAAAUACACAAUGGAUCAUGUUCUCCCUAGCCUCAUGGAUAAUAUAGAUGAUUGCAUCAGCUCGUGUCAUCAUUCUACAUCAAGUGCCAUGAUGACUGAAGAGCAGUUGAACUUCCUGCUCCAGAAUCUCCAUCAUCGAUGCAAGUAUCGUGCUGAACAGAUUUUUACAUUAGAUACUCAGUAUGAGAUUCUUCAGAAUGUGUCUGUCAACAUGAAAGAUUUCCAUGGGUUAAUAGUGAAUGGUUACAUUGAGCACGAGAUUGUUCAAUAUGUUUUGCCUCAGUUUCAACUCUUGGCUGAGAGAGUUGGAAUCUUCCUAUGGCAUGAUCGACUUGAUAGAGACUCUCGACUAUUCAAGCUAGCACAUCUACUCAUGAAGAUCAUUCCAAUUGAACUGGAGGUUAUGCACAUAUGUUAUACAAAUUUGAAAGCUUCAGCAUCAGCGGAAGUUGGAUGCUUCAUCAAGCAGCUCCUAGAAACCUCUCCAGACAACCUUGGAGAAUAUCUGAUUCAUCUACGAGAGCACAUGGUAACUGUUAUUACCGCAAACACUUCAGGGGCUCGAAAUAUUCAUAUCAUGAUAGAGUUCCUAUUAAUUAUUCUUACGGAUAUGCCCAAGGACUUUAUUCAUCAUGACAAAUUAUUUGAUCUUUUGGCACGUGUUGGAGCACUUAUCAAGGAGGUAUCAACUCUCGUUCAUGACUUAGAAGAAAAAUCAAGGAAUGAAGAGAGUACCGAUGAAACAAGUUGUGCGAAUCUAGACUUGCUGAAAAAUAUUGAACUCCUCAUGGAAGAUCUCAAACAUAGUUAUCUGAAAGCCCCGGACUCAUGUCAAUGGAGCUUCCCCAUGAAUGAUGGACCACUCUUCAUGCAUCUGCUACACAUACACUUAAAAGAUUUGCUAGAUUCCCAUGCCUAUUCAGUUGCAUUGAUAAAGGAAGAAAUUUGGCUGGUGAAAGAAGACUUAGAAUUCAUAAGAUCUUUUAUCGCGAGCAUUGAUGAAGAAUUGUGUAAAGAUCUUUGGGCCCGUGUUCUAGAUGUGGCAUAUGAGGCAAAAGAUGUCAUCGAUUCAAUCAUCGUAAGAGAUAAUGGUGUCUUAAAUCUUAUUUUCUCACUCCCCGUCACCAUACAAAAGGUCAGGCUUAUCAAAGAAGAUGUCACCAAUUUACUUGAGAAGAUUCCCAAGAACAGGAGCCGCAAUGCUGUAAACUCUCCAAAGAAUCCAGUUGAAAGCAAGUCAUUCACAGGUGGUAAAGUAAUUGUAGGCUUUAAGGAGGAGACAAACUGGCUGAUUAGUAAGCUCACCAGUGGACCAAAAGAUCUAGAUGUCAUUUCAAUAACUGGUAUGCCCGGUUCGGGAAAAACUACUUUGGCAUACAAAGUAUACAAUGAUGACUCAGUUUGUAGUCAUUUCGACCUUCGUGCAUGGUGCACAGUCGACCAAGAAUAUGAAGAGAAGAGUUUGUUGGUGAAACUUUUUAACCAAGUUACCGGCUCGGAUUUGAAGUUCAGUGAGGAUAUUGAUGUCGCCGACAUGCUGCGGAGACAAUUGUAUGGAAAGAGGUACCUAAUUGUGUUAGAUGACGUGUGGGAUACUUCUACAUGGGAUGAUUUAACAAAAACUUUCCCUGAAGUUAAGAAAGGAAGUAGAAUUGUCUUGACGACUCGACUAAAGGAAGUGGCUUUUCACGGAAAGGGCAACACUGAUCCUCUUAACCUUCGAUUGCUAAGACUAGAAGAAAGUUGGGAGUUAUUACAGAAAAGGGCAUUUGGAAACGAGUGUUGCCCUGAUGAACUGUUGGAAGUUGGAAAAGAAAUAGUCCUAAAUUGUAAGGGACUUCCUUUGGUUGUUGAUCUGAUUGCUGGAGUCAUUGCAGGUUUGGAAAAGAAAAGGGCUGUGUGGCUUGAAGUUCGAAAUAAUUUGAAUUCCUUUAUUUUGAACAGUGAAGUGGAUGUGAUGAAGGUUAUUGAAUUAAGUUAUGACCAUUUACCUCAUCACAUGAAGCCCUGCUUUCUCUACCUUGCAUCUUUUCCAAAGGACUCGAAAAUCAGCAGAGAUAAGUUGAAAAUGUUUUGGCGUGCUGAAGGGCUUGUUGAACAGAUAGAGAUUAAGAGUUUGGAAGAAGUGAUGGAAAUUUAUUUGGAGAAUUUAAUUUCCAGUAGCUUGGUAACUUCUUUAAAUGAAAUAGGUGAUUUCCCGACUUGCCAGAUUCAUGAUCUUGUGCAUGACUUUUGUUUGAUAAAAGCAAGAGCGGAAAACUUGUUUGGCAAGAUUAGUUCAAGUGAUCCAUCUUUUUCUUCUUUAGAUUUGAUGCCACGUAUAGUGACCAUUAAUUAUGAUAAGGAGCACUUUGGGCCUAAUAAUUUCGUCCUGCUCGAUUCAAAAAUGGAAAGGCGUUCUAGUAAACACCUAUAUUCUUUGUUGAUAAGUGGAGACAAGAUGAAAGAUCAUCUUUCUGAUACAUGUCACCUAAGAGACUUGAGGCUUCUUCGAGUGUUGUUACUGUAUCCCUCUUUUAUGAUGGUAAAAGAUUCUUUGCUGAAUGAAAUAUGCAUGUUGAAUCAUUUGAGGUUCUUAAGAAUUUGGACAGAAGUUAAAUCGUUGCCUUCAUCUUUCUCAAACCUCUGGAAUCUAGAAACCCUAUGGGUUGAUAACGAAGAAUCAACCUGGGAACUAUUACCGACAAUUUGGGAUCUUGUAAAAUUGCGAAUGCUUUCCAUUAAGGCUUGUUCUUUCUUUGAUAUGGAUACAAAUGAACCAAUACUAAUAGCAGAGGACUCAAAGCUAGAGAAAUUGAGAGUAUUAGAGAGCCUCGUGCUUUCCUAUUCGAAAGAAAUGGAGGAUAUUUUCAUAAGGUUCCCCAAUCUUCAAAGGCUUAGAUUUGUUUUACAGGAAUCAUGGGAUUAUUCAACAGAGCGAUAUUGGUUCCCAAAAUUGGAUUACCUAACUGAACUAGAACUCCUCAUUGUAAGCUUUAAAAGUUCAAACACAAAUGACAGAGUGCCCUCUAUAGCGACAGCUUGGUCGUGGGAUUUUCAUUUUCCUUCCAAUUUGAAAAUAUUGUCGUUGUGGGACUUUCCUCUGACAUCUAAUUCACUAUCAACAAUAGCGAGACUGCCCAACCUUGAAGAGUUGUUCCUUUCAAGUACAAUCAUGCAGGAGGAAGAAUGGAACAUGGGGGAGGAAGAUACCUUUGUGAAUCUUAAAUAUUUGGAGUUGGAAGAAGUGACUCUUGCUAAGUGGGAGUUUGGAGAGGAAUCCUUUCCCGUGCUUGAGAAAUUACUACUGUUGGGAUGUCGUAAGCUUACAGAGAUUCCGCCUAAUUUUGGGGAUAUUGGUUCAUUAAAAAUUAUCCAACUUGACGAGAGCCCUCAACUUGAAGAUUCAGCUCUGGAGAUUAAACAAUAUGUUGAAGAUAUCAGGGGAGAAGACAAGCUUCAGAUCCUUGGCCCUAAUAAUAUCCCGUUAUCUAAGACAGCCUGAGCUCCUUGUUGGCGUGCUGCUGCUAUGCCAAGCACUGCAAGUUUGCCACUACUGAACACCAGCGACGUCAAUGGGCAAUCUCUCUUUGAAACAUACAUGGGAUUGUUGACUUUGAUAUGAUGAGCAAGAAGGAAGUCAAACAAAAGUGAGAAAUCUCUGCAGAUAAUAAAGUUACCAAGAAAGUCCAAUGCAAUAGGGAGAGCAAAGAGCUUGAAUUGUGUUGCAGGUUUGUGGAAUUUAAGUCUCCAAGAAUCAGCCACCAAUAAGCAUUUGGUGUUAUGGGGCUGCUGUUUCUAAUGAUCAAGAUGUUCAAAUUGGUUCAACAGCUCAACAUGGCUAUCGGCCUCCUUCACUGAUGAGCACGCUUCUCCUGUUCCGUCGUCAAGAAUCCUCAAGGCCUCCAUUGUUUAUUCUCACAAUUUGAUGCCAAAGUUGAAGCCACAAGGCCAUUAUUAGAAGUAUUGAAUCUUUCCGGGAUGGCACCUUUAAGUCUAUUACCGAAGAGAAGUCUGUUAUCUAGCUGCAACUCAAUUAGAAAUGAAGAAAUUUUUACUCAGAUACACAUCAUGGAAACUAUCAGGGAUUGCAUCACAAAGUCUAAUGCAGGAUGAUUCUGAUGGAGAUGAAGAAUCUAUCGCUCGGAGUUACUCAAGUGGUUAGAGUAGUGCAGAUAUAUAACCCUAGCAUAUGCUUAAAUCAUCCAAGAGGAAUCCGAUAUCCGUUUUAUGUCAAAUAAUACGUGGAGGAACUCUCGAUAACCAAUAAAAGCAAUUACGUGCAUGAGUGAACAUUUGAAAGGAUAAUUUUCGUUUGGAAUUUUGAACAUUAAUAGACAUUUUUAGCAGAAUAGUGAUACCGAUACAUUGGUUCA